Messenger RNA from Apodemus sylvaticus (European woodmouse), 1746 nucleotides. RefSeq names its product igE-binding protein-like. NCBI's taxonomy places the organism in Eukaryota, Metazoa, Chordata, Mammalia, Rodentia, Muridae. Gene Ontology annotation, biological process: viral process. The transcript has a single exon. The record is from RefSeq and is a predicted model, not a curated record. Gene Ontology annotation, molecular function: structural molecule activity; nucleic acid binding; zinc ion binding. The coding region runs from base 1 to 1746 and encodes 581 amino acids.
AUGGGCAACAACUUGGGGGCUGGACCUGGCACCUGUGACUUUGCAGCCCUUAUACAGGGUCUGCUAAAGCAGAGAGGACUGAAAAUAUCACCACGCACAGUAGAAACUAUAGUGAAGGAUAUUGAUAAGGCAGCGCCGUGGUUCGCUGUUUCGGGCGAUUUUAACCUCGACUGCUGGGAAAAGUUAGGAGAAGACCUUGAAAGAGCAAAACAGGAGGAUAGAAUUGGCCGAGGAUCAAUUCCUUUAUGGAAGCUGGUCCAUUCGUGCCUCAAGGACAGUAAGAACAUGGAGCUGAUUAAACAGGGGCGUAAGGUCUUGGCUUCGCACCAGGAUAGUCUCUCGGAAGCGGAGUCAAGAGGGGAGGAAGACAGGCCUGCAUACAACAGAGAUAAAAGGGAAAAGAAAAGAAAAAUAAAACAAGGGGAAAAUAAAGAAGAACCCCUAUAUCCAGUACUGGAAGAGUUUGCAAACUUAGAAAUUUCAGAUGAUUCGGUGGUAGAAGGAUUGUCGGAGGAGGACCAGGAGGAGCUUGAGGAAGCUGCUGCAGAGUAUGAGAGAGAUCGUUAUGGGCGGCAGCCAAUUUUGAACAAAGCCAGAGUAAGCGCGGGACCAGUGGCGCCCUCGGCCCCGUGCACAUCUCUGGCUCCACCCCCGUAUCGCCCUUCCGGUGGGGGGUGUCAUUUUAUAGGAGGAAAGAUGUGGGAACGCCUCGCAUCUGCUUUUCCUGUUUUUCAAAAUCCACAAACUAAUGAGAGAUAUCAUGAGCCUGUGCCUUAUAAACAAUUGAAAGAUCUUGUUGAAGCGGCAAAGACUUAUGGAGCUAAUGCCAGCUAUACUCUUGCAUUGCUGAACAGAUUGGCAAGCCAGCCUCUCACUCCAUCAGAUUGGUCUGAGGUUGCCAGAGCAAGUCUAUCCACCGGACAGUACCUGGACUAUAGGUCCUUAGUUGUAGACAUGGCCCACGCCCAGGCUCGAGUGAAUGUACAGAAUCAGCACCCUCAGUGGGAUGUUGAUAUGCUUAUGGGAAUAGGUCGAUGGGCAGCAAAUCAGACACAAUUUCCAAUAGAGGUCUAUGCUCAAAUUAAUGACAUCUAUCAGAGAGCAUGGAAGGCCUUACCAAAAAAGGGUGAGGUUGUUGGAAACCUAACAAAGAUAUUGCAAGGAACUAAUGAGCCAUUUUCAGAGUUUGUGGCCAGGAUGAUGGAAGCUGCAGAAAGGGUUUUUGGAGAUUCAGAAACAGCUGCACCGUUGGUUAAACAGCUUGUGUAUGAACAAUGCACUAAGGAGUGUAGAAGGGCAAUCACACCCUGGAAAGGAAGAGGGAUUGACGUCUGGCUAAAAGCAUGUAGGGAGAUCAGUGGACCCUUGAGUAAUGCAGGUUUGGCUGCUGCAGUUGUAACGGCAGCUCGUAGGGCAGGUGCUUGUUUUAGAUGUGGUCAAACUGGUCAUUUUAAGAAACAAUGCUCACAAGUUAAUCGUGGUGUGGCUCGGGUACCUGGAACUUGUCCAAAGUGCAAAAAAGGGAGACAUUGGGCCAAUGAGUGCAGAUCAGUGAAGGACAUUAAUGGGCAGCCUAUCCACCAGAAUGCAUUCCAGCCAAAAAACGGGAAGCAGGGCCCCCGUCCCCAGGGCCCGAAAAUCUUUGGGGCAAUCCAGGAAUCCAACAUGAAACUUCCAUUACCCCCAGGAGAGCAACACCAGGCUCCGCAGGAUUGGACCUCCGUGCCACCACCGGAUUGGUAUUAA